This is a messenger RNA of Hypoxylon fragiforme, 698 nucleotides long. RefSeq lists its product as uncharacterized. Lineage: Eukaryota; Fungi; Ascomycota; Sordariomycetes; Xylariales; Hypoxylaceae. The record is from RefSeq and is a predicted model, not a curated record. The transcript is spliced from 4 exons. The coding region runs from base 114 to 356 and encodes 80 amino acids.
CAAAGUACUGUACCUAGGUUAACCUAGUACAUAUGCUGAUAAGUUGGCGCUGAACCGAACGUGGAAGCUUUUAAGCUUCAUUCCACCUCAUACGCAUUAUUCCGUGGCUCAAAAUGUCUUCAAAAGAUGACUCCAAAGCAGAUCCUUGGGGUAAGGAGUCAAAGCAAAAGUUCGAAAACAAAUCCAAGAGCGAAUACUUUGACCCUUGCCAAGCAGCUGCCGCGCGCAGCAUCCGGUGUCUGAACCGAAACGCUGGCGAUAGGCAAAUGUGUACCGAUUAUUUUGAGGCGUAUCGCGCAUGUAAAAAGGAAUGGAUCAACAAGCGCAAGAAGGAAGGAGGAUCUAUUUUCGGCUAGAUUGCUCUAGGACUUGAGAAUGGUCCAAAUAUGCGUGCGUCUCCAGUAGCCGGAAGUGAUGAGAAUCAGAGAAUGGGCUGAGAUUCGGACUAUGUAGUACUACUAGCAUAUCGUAAAAGUAUCGUCAAUGAACGAACUUGAAUGAAGAAAAGUUUUCAAUGAUAGGUACAACCUUAGAACUCAUGAGGAUGUGUAUACUACUUAGGUUCAAGUUGUGUUGAUUAUUGAUGGAUCAAUGGCGUUUAUAAAUAGAUAAGGUUCAGGUCAAGAUGCCAGGCAUGCAACGGGAAUAUAUGCACAUUUCUAACCGAGACGGAAGGUGAAAGUGAGGGUGAGGCUGCA